Molecule: messenger RNA, 1029 nt
Organism: Onychomys torridus (southern grasshopper mouse)
Lineage: Eukaryota; Metazoa; Chordata; Mammalia; Rodentia; Cricetidae
Product: keratin-associated protein 9-1-like
Exons: 2
Coding region: 1-1029 (342 amino acids)
Cellular component (GO): keratin filament
Source: RefSeq, a predicted model, not a curated record
AUGACCAACUCCUGCUGCUCCUCUUGCUGGCAGCACACCUGUUGUGAAACCACCUGCUGCAGGACAACCUUAUGUAAGAAAACCUGUGAGACCAGCUACUGCUGCCAGCCCUGCUGCCAACCCAGCUGCCAGCCCAGCUGCUGCAAGACCAUCUGCUGCAGAACCACCUGCUGUAAGCCAUCCUGUGUGGACAGCUGCUGCCGGCCAUGCUGCCAGCCCAGCUGCUGCAAGACUAUCUGCUGCAAGACCACCUGCUGUAAGCCAACAUGUGUGAGCACCUGCUGCCAGCCCUGCUGCCAGACCUGCUGCUGUGAAACCACCUGCUGCAAGACCACCUGCUGUAAGCCAACAUGUGUCACCACCUGCUGCCAGCCCUGCUGCCAGCCCAGCUGCUGCAAAACCAUCUGCUGCAGGUCCACCUCCUGUAAGCCAACAUGUGUGACUCCCUGCUGCCAGCCCAGCUGCUGUGAACCCAGCUGCUGCCAGCCCUGCUAUUGUGAGCCCAGCUGCUGCCAGCCCUCUUGCUGCCAGCCCACCUGUUGUGAAACCACCUGCUGCAGGACAACCUUCUGUAAGCCAACCUGUGAGACCAGCUACUGCUGCCAGCCCUGCUGCCAACCCAGCUGCCAGCCCAGCUGCUGCAAGACCAUCUGCUGCAGAAACACCUGCUGUAAGCCAUCCUGUGUGGACAGCUGCUGCCGGCCAUGCUGCCAGCCCAGCUGCUGCAAGACCAUCUGCUGCAGAACCACCUGCUGUAAGCCAACAUGUGUGACCACCUGCUGCCAGCCCUGCUGCUGCAAGACCACCUGCUGUAAGCCAACAUGUGUCACCACCUGCUGCCAGCCCUGCUGCUGUGAAACCACCUGCUGUAAGACCACCUGCUGUAAGCCAACCUGUGUGACUGCCUGCUGCCAGCCAUGCUGCCAGCCCAGCUGUUGUGAACCCAGCUGCUGCCAGCCCUGCUAUUGUGAGCCCAGCUGCUGCCAGCCUAGCUGCUGCCCAACCUGCUAUGAAACUACCUGCUACUAG